Limanda limanda (common dab) is the source of this 3050-nucleotide messenger RNA. It is a transcript of the gene crlf3, whose product is annotated as cytokine receptor-like factor 3. The transcript has 9 exons. Bases 106 to 1443 code for a protein of 445 amino acids. The record is from RefSeq and is a predicted model, not a curated record. Gene Ontology annotation, molecular function: protein binding. Lineage: Eukaryota; Metazoa; Chordata; Actinopteri; Pleuronectiformes; Pleuronectidae.
UCUGGACUUGAGCAAAACUUCAUAUAUCUGGCGGCGGCUUCGAGCUGAUUCACGAGCUACGGGAAGAAAUGGCGACGAGAAACCAUUAAAACAGGAGGAGGGAGGAUGUCUGUGGAGGUGGACGCAUUGCUGCAGGAGGCGAAAGAAAGCAUAGAGGCUGCCCAGAACUACCGCAGUGAACUACAGCAGCGCCUGCAUGGCCUCAGCCAGGCCCGAAAACAGGUGCGGGGGAGCUCAGGUCAGGCCCGUGAGGCCCUCCGGAGGCACUUUGCAGAGCUGCAGGCGGCAGCAACACGACUUCUGACGGAGCGACUGGCUUCCCUGCUGGCUGAAGUGGAUUCCAUGGAAGCUGACAGUGUCAAACCGCUGGAUGACUGUCAGAGCCUCAUUGAGCAUGGGGUGGGCCAGGCCGACGAGCUGCUGAGAGAGGGGGAAGCAGCUCUACGUUGUGGUCUCGGGGAGAAGGAGGACAAACUGGGCAGUUUCACCAAGAAGGCCAUGCACAUCCAGCUGGACAGUCUACCAGAGGUACCAGCGUUAGUGGACGUGCCGAGUGUUUCAGCCCAGCUGGACGACUCCCUGCUGGGGCUGAUAAGGGAAAGGGUCUCACGCCACGGCUCCGUCUCCUCCCACCCACCCGUCCAGAUAGACGAGCUGCAGGAGAGGCCGGGGAGUAUUCUGGUCCGCUGGUGUAAGGUGGAUGAGGACUUUGCAGCUGCAGAUUAUCGACUGCAGUACCGCCGAUCAGGCAGCGGGGGCAGCCAAUAUGAGGAUUCCUACAUUGGUCGGGAUAGUGAGUUUCUGGUUCUCCACAUGGACCCUCACACAGAUUACCUGUUCAGGGUCUGCGCCCGCGGGGAGGGUCGCACAGAGUGGAGCCCCUGGAGCAUCCCACAGACGGGAUACACCACACUCGCACCGCACGAGUGGCGUCCAGGCACUGAGGGCUACAUUCUGAGCAGCAGGAGAAACAUCGCUCUAUGCAACGACUCUUCCCAGACCCGCUGCCAAGUCCUCUACUCCAACGCACCCACCUACUUCUGUGGUCAGACACUGACCUUCAAGAUCUCUGCAGCAGGUCAGAUCGACCGAAGGGACAGCCUGGGCGUGUGCGUGGACAACCAGAGGGGGGCGGAGUCUCUUCAGAAAGACCAGGCCGUCUGCAUCUCCACCAACGGUGCUGUCUUUGUAAACGGUAAAGAGAUGACCAACCAGCUGCCCGCCAUCACCACCGGCUCUGCUGUGACCUUUGACAUGGAAGUGGUGAACCUGUUUCCAAUCAGCAACAAUAACCUGAGCGAGGGGUGCAACUUUAAGCUGAGGGUGACCAUUGGCUCAGGGAACCGGGAGGUGGUGUUUGAUUGGCUGGUGGACCAGGCGGUGGACUGCCUCUUCUUCGGCUGCUCUUUCCUCCACUCGGGCUGGAAGGUCCUUGUGUUUUAAGAGUCAUUCUGUCGAUCUGCUGGAGUUUGGGAGCUCCGUUAUCUUCAGAUUCGUCAUUCUUCUUCUGUUCUUUCACCUCUUCCAUCUGAAUCAUCUGCAGGGCGACUGCAGAGUCUGGGGAAACAACAGAAAACAUCUGUCAUGUCUACCCAGAAUUUCAGAAAUGUAACAACAGUUAACCCUCAAACAUAUUUCUUCACAUCACAAAUAUCCAUCAGUUUCUGUCCAGGUAGCCUGGAGAGAUCCUGCAAUUCUGUCGUGUAUUUUUUAAGAAGAUGAAGAUUAAAAUUCCUGUCGAGACAUCUUUAGCUGCGAUUGUAUGAUGAAGCACAAAUGGAAGCUAAAAUACAGAAUCAACAUAUUGCAAAACAUAAUGUCCCGAGUACGGUCAAGUACGACUUUCGCCAUUUUUUCAAUCUUCAUGAUUCUAGAGCCAAACAUGGAGGUAUAGUAUACUUUUUUAAAAAGCGGUGAGAAUAGCUCAUGCUGCACCAGGAGGAGUAAUUUUUCAGAACCGAUGAACAGGAAAGACGAGUUAAAAAAAAUGUUGCGUUGCAUUUAUCAGAUGUUUAUUUCUUUAAAAACAGAAGCUUGUUUCCUUUCCUCAGGAAAAUUCUGUUGGUUUACAUGCGCUUAGGUAACUUGGUUGCUGUUGGCUUUCUGUAAUAAAAUGAAUAUGCUACUUGCUCAACAAGCCCAGUCUUUGUAAUAGACGGUCAGCACAAGCUGAUUCAACUAGUGAGAUUUCCUCUGUAGAAAACUGAUUUCUCACCCGGGUGACUCGCCUUACUAGGGGGGUGGGGGCAUGGAUUGGAUACCAUGAAUUACUCCAAAAAUGUCAACGGAAAACCCCAUUUCUUACAAUGUUAGAGAAAGUGAAAACAUUUUCUGAUUUCUCCCCCCCCGGAUCCAAAUCCGUACCGGAAGAGUUCUUAGGUCCCACCGCUCCACAACAUUUCAUGGAAAUUGGCUGAGGAGUUUUUGAAAAAUCCUGCUAACAAGCGAAAACAUCUCCUCCUUGGUGGAGGUAAUACAAAUAUUGUUUUGCUGGUACCAGGAGCAACUAACUUCUACCAAUGCAGCCAUUUUUCUUUUUUACACGUACUGAACCUUCCCCAUUAUGAAUGAGUUUUUCUGACACCUGCGUCCUCUGAGUGACUCAGUUUCUUGAGUGCAUGUAGACGUGGCAGUGACGAUGUCUGAGCCUUUUCCAGGACACAGACGUGAUUGAUACUUUUUUUCCCCUCCAGACUCUUUGCAAACCUCAUCAGUGUCGAGCGUCUUCAUGUAGAAACGAUCAAGUUCCUGUUCAGUUGUCAGGAAGCUGUGUUGUUUUCUUUAGGCUGUUGUUUAAAGCUGUUUUAUUUGUCCAUGUAUCUAUGUGUUGUUUGUUUAGCCAUAGUAACAGUUUAACGCAGCCCGAUUGGACACACACUCUGUUCCCAGGUCACGUGAUGAUAAAUGUUUGUUUGUUUGUUUUUUGGAGCAGAAUUGUUACGAUUUGCCGCUGCCUCUUUUAACGGUUUAAACUGAUAAACCUGCUGGUGUUUUUUUUAAAUCAUCAUUAUUUGUUUAUUUGAACGAAAAAAAAAUCACUGUGAAAGUCA